GGAAUAUUUAGCUGUCCACAGAUAUCACUAUUACGACGGCCGAAGUAGUAUUUUUACAAAUCAACGAAAACGACGUCGUUCCAAGUCGUCUUCAACCUCACCCAAACUUUGGUUUUCUCAUCCUUUUAUAAAAUCCCUUUUUCCUCAUACGAUUUUUCGCCUCUCUCUCUUUCUCUUUAUCAUAUUCACCGUGCUCUCUCCUCUCUCGGGGAUCUUACUCAGGCGUUCUCUUGUGUGGAUCCAAAGGCGAAGAAGAAAAAAGAUGAAUCAUUGCAACUUCCCGCAGAACGCCGCCUUCAUGUCUCGUGAGGAGACCAUGGGAUUUGAUUGUAAUGAUCUGGUCGUGUGUCCUAAGCCCCGGCGUGUUGGUGUUGGGUUGCUCAUUCGCCCUCUCAGAUUGCACAUGAGUCAAGCUGCAUCUGAUUUGUGUGAUACCAAAGCUGGUGCUGAGCUCUUAGACAUCAUUCGUAGAAAGGAAGACAAUAAUGGAACAAUAUCUUCGUCUCCACCGUAUUUUUACGGUUCACCUCCAAGCAGAGCAGUGAACCCAUUAGCCCAAGAUGCUCGCUUUCGUGAUGAGAAACUCAGUCCACUUUCGCCCAACUCUCCUUUCCUUCAGCCCAACUCAGCAACCGGGUUCCCAUCUCCAUCCCCAUCGUCUUCUUCGUCUCGUGGGUGCGUUAGGAUGAAGUUUGGUCUCAAACCACCUGCAGUUAGAGUAGAGGGGUUUGAUUGCUUGAACCAAAACUCGGGCAUCCCUGCCAUGGCUUAGUAGACAAAGCCAAAACAAAAGUGUAUAUAGAGAUUGUGGAAUCGUUUGUUCACCAAGGCCUAGUAAAGAAGAAGGAUUUGGUUGCUGCUACUAUUACUACUACCACCAUUUUUGAAGCAAAUGAGUAUGUGAAAUAAUCUUAGUGUUCGUCAUCUUUUUCCUGAGAGAGUGAGAGAGAGGGAGGAUGAAGAUGUAAGAUCAGUUGCCGUCGCCUAUCACCGUUUUGUUAACUUUUUAUUCAAGGUUAGUCUUUUGUAUAUAAAGAGUCGAAAUCGAAAUCUCUAUGUAUUCGUUUUUGGUGUUUUUCUUUUUCUGGCUCAGCCUUUGAUCUUUUUUAUAUAUAAUUAAGGGGGAAGAUUAGUAGGAUCUGUAAAAUAUAAUCGAUCAUCUUUUUCUUUCACCAUUGUAUUUAGUAAUGUCUCUUUGACUC
This is a messenger RNA of Brassica rapa (field mustard), 1202 nucleotides long. RefSeq lists its product as uncharacterized. Lineage: Eukaryota; Viridiplantae; Streptophyta; Magnoliopsida; Brassicales; Brassicaceae. The record is from RefSeq and is a predicted model, not a curated record.